Molecule: messenger RNA, 504 nt
Organism: Elephantulus edwardii (Cape elephant shrew)
Lineage: Eukaryota; Metazoa; Chordata; Mammalia; Macroscelidea; Macroscelididae
Gene: SERF2
Product: small EDRK-rich factor 2
Exons: 3
Coding region: 52-231 (59 amino acids)
Source: RefSeq, a predicted model, not a curated record
AGACAGAACGAGGGGACGCAGUCUAGGCAGGCCGAAGCAGCUGCCGUCGCCAUGACCCGCGGUAACCAGCGCGAGCUCGCCCGCCAGAAGAAUAUGAAAAAGCAGAGCGACUCGGUUAAGGGAAAGCGCCGAGAUGACGGCCUUUCCGCCGCUGCCCGCAAGCAGAGGGACUCGGAGAUCAUGCAGCAGAAGCAGAAAAAGGCAAACGAGAAGAAGGAGGAACCCAAGUAGCUUUGUGGCUUCGUGUCCAACCCUCUUGCCCUUCGCCUGUGUGCCUGGAGCCAGUCCCACCACGCUCGCGUUUCCUCCUGUAGUGCUCACAGGUCCCAGCACCGAUGGCAUUCCCUUUGCCCUGAGUCUGCAGCGAGUCCCUUUUGUGCUUCCUUCCCCUCAGGUAGCCCCUCUCCCUCUGGGCCACACCUGGGGGUGAGGGGGUUACCCCUUCCCAGUGUUUUUUAUUCCUGUGGGGCUCACCCCAAAGUAUUAAAAGUAGCUUUGUAAUUC